AUGGCGGGGGGACCGGUGGACCCCAGAGAGAUCCUGAAGGGUGUGGAGGCUCUGCUGGGGAAGGACGGAGAGCUCCGCAGCCUGGAGGGAGUCCCCAAGGUGUUCAGCCUGAUGAAAGCUUCCACUAAGAUGGUCAGUAGAUGCAUGUACCUGAGCAUCCUGCUGCAGACCAAAUCCCACGACGUUCUCAACAGGUUCAUCAGAGUCGGUGGCUACAGGAUGCUCAACUCCUGGCUCACCUACUCCAAAACCACCAACAACAGCCCCCUGCUGCAGCUCAUCCUGCUCACGCUACAGAAGCUGCCUCUCAAAGUGGACCACCUCAAACAGAACAACACGGCCAAGCUGGUGAAGCAGCUCAGCAAGACUGCAGACACCGAAGAGCUGAGGAAGUUGGCAUCCGUGCUCGUAGAAGGCUGGAUGGCUACGAUCCGCUCCCAGAGUGUCUCCAGCAAUGCCAACAACUCUCCUGCUGAUAAGAAGAAGAAGAAAGAGGAGGGCAAGGUGCCGGUGCGGGAGGUGAAGGAGAAGAUUGUAGAGGAGGAGAAGAAGAAGGAGAAACCGAAAGCUCACGCACCGAGCCACGCAAAGAUCCGCUCUAUAGGACUGGAGAUAGACACCCCCAACCUGCCCCCCACUAAGAAGAUAACCACCGCCCCACAGCUGGGAGACAAGUACAACAUCAAGCCUCCAGUCCUCAAGAGGCCGAGCUCCGGUCCAUCAGACGCUCCGCCCCUGGAGAAGAAAUACAAACCUCUAAACAUGCCCUCUAACUCCGCCAAAGAGAUCAAAGUCAAGAUCAUUCCAGCACAACCGAUAGAGUGUACGGGGUUCCUCGAUGCUCUGAACUCGGCCCCGGUGCCCGGCAUCAAGAUCAAGAAGAAGAAAUCUAGUGGUAGUUCUCCAUCUAGCGCCAAGGCCGUCUCCCCCACCUCCAACAAGGCUAAUCCGUUUGACAGCAAACCCGCCGUGUAUUCUACAUCUCCUGCUAAACCAUCAUCUCCAGAGUGUGCUGCUUCCAUCAUUCCUGCUGAUGAGAACCUGGAGCCGGAGCGGCCCGGGACCCCCGUUCCCUCUGAGGAGGCGGAGGUCUCUGACAACGGUGAGAAGCCGAACGCUCUGGCAGAACCACGGGAAGAAGAGAGUUUGACCAAGAAGGGCAAGAAGAAGAAGACGGUCCACUGGGCCGAGGAGGAGCAGCUCAAACACUACUACUACUUUGAUCUGGAUGAGACGGAGAGAGUCAACGUCAACAAGAUUAAGGACUUUGGUGAGGCUGCCAAACGAGAGCUGAUGAUGGACCGGCAGACGUUUGAGAUGUCCCGUCGGCUCUCCCACGACACCAUGGAGGAGAGGGUCCCCUGGACGCCCCCGAGGCCCCUGACGCUGACCGGCAGCCUGGUCAUCAACGGGGCCAACAGCACGGAGAAACUGACCCAGAGAGACCGUGAGAUGGGCAUCCUGCAGGAGAUCUUCCUCAGCAAAGAGAGUGUGCCCGACUGUCCCCAUGAACCCGACCCGGAGCCUUAUGAACCCAUGCCCCCCCGUCUCAUCCCUCUGGAUGAGCAGGACUCCAACAUGCUGGAUGACGGCUACCCCGAGUCCAUGGACACCACGUCACAGCCGGGCUCUGCCUUGGGCCCGAACGAGAGCUCCAAGCUUCCCCCCGUCCUGGCCAACCUCAUGGGCAACCUGAGCAGCAGCUCUCGCAGUCCGCAGGCCACGAGCACCGUCAGCAACCCCGUGGCUCCCACCGUCAACGUCCAGGAGCUGCUCUCAUCCAUCAUGGGGGCUUCUGGGAACCAGUCGACUGAAGACCUGAUCAAGCAGCCCAACUUCUCAGACAAGAUUAAACAGCUACUGGGCUCCCUGCAGCAGAACCAGAACCAGAACCAGGGUGGACCUCCACCAGUCAACCCGGGUCUGCUGGGUCACGGUCCGGGCAUGAACAACAUGAACAACAUGAACAUGCACAUGCAGAUGCCCAUGAACGGCGGCUACCCGCCCAACAACCCGCCCGGCGGUCCUCGCUUCAACCACCCUCCACCCCCUCACAACCACGGCCCACCAUUUAACGCCGGCGGAGGCCCGCGCAUGAUGGGGCCGCCGCCAGGCCAGGGCCGAGGAGACAACGGCAACUACUGGGGAGACGAGUCCAUGAGAGGAGGACCUCACAGGGGGGGCCACUUCCACCGAGGAGGACGGGGCCGAGGAGGAGGAGGAGGAGGAGGAGGAGGAGGAGAGCCGGGCUUCAGGGGCAGAGGACGAGGGGGGCCCAGAGGAGGACACAACAACAUGAAUGACAUGUCCAAGAGGCCCGUGUGUCGUCACUUCAUGAUGAAGGGAAGCUGCAGGUACGAGAGCAACUGUGCUUUCUACCACCCCGGUGUGAACGGACCGCCGCUGCCCCCCAACCACCCCGCUAACAACCAACACAACCAGCACCCGCAGCACGGACACUAGCAGACUGCUGCCGCCAGCCUCGGCCCCUCUGGAGGAGGAGCCCUUCUCUGUGAUCGAACCACUGAACUGUUCCAGACACGAGCACAGAGAGCAGAGAGUGACGGUGAAGUCAUCGUACAGGUGACUGACUGAAGCAGAGCCUCACCUGAGAGAGAGAGCUAACAGGAGAGGAGGCUGAAGGCUGUCAUGGGACUGUGUGUUUUUAUUGGGAUCAUUUUAACAGUGAGACUGAAACAAGCCGCCACACUUGACCACUAUGUCUGAGUUGCUGCAGCUAGCUGCCCCUCCGCUCCGUCACUUUCCACGCCGUCAACGCCGUCGACCAGAUGGAAGUCUCCCACUCGGCAGAAAGCUUCUCCACACGACUGAAUUCCCUUCUUAUUGUGGCUGUUGUACCGUUGUACCUACAUGUGAUAUCGCUCUCAUAUUCCCUUUAGUUUGGCUCAUCACGGCUCAGGUCUGAACGGACGAGUCAUGAACUGUGACACAAACAUUUAGGAAGCACUUUAUAAAGAGAAAGGCCAACAGAGUUUAGCCACAGCUACGAUUUAUGAUUCAAACUGGGCCUGAAGAAGAACUGCAUAGUAUUUAAACUGCUUUAUUUCACCCUGAUCCUGAGGAAACCUUCAGAAUGAACUCCGCUGACCUGGUGAGCUCCUCCCAGCAGCUGCUACUGAAUGUGAGCACGUUAUGAAGAAUCAACAGCAUUGUGUGUUAUCAUACGUACGCUUUACCCCGGUCUGCAGCUCAUAGACUGUGUGUGUGUGUGUGUGUGUGUGUGUGCGUGCGUGCGUGCGUGCGUGCGUGCGUGCGUGCGUGCGUGCGUGCGUGCGUGCGUGCGUGCGUGCGUAUGUGUGGCCAUGGUCCUGUCUCAACCUCCGAGCGGCUGCCUGCGUCCUCUGCCAGCAGAGGUUUCUCUAGUCAGUGUUACGGCGCCGGCUCUGGGUUCCGCUCCAUUCAGUGUUUUCUGUGAAAACAAUGACCUUUGUGUCUCUUGUGGGACGGUAGAAUGUAAAAUGUUUCUUUUGUUGCUCCCUCCAUGUUUUUUCUUUUUCUUUUGAUGCGAUCUGGAGAAUGUCGGCCCCUUUUUUUAUGAUGGGUUCAGUUUUUUUGUCAGUAUGAAAUGGUUGUAUUCAUGUCUUUGUAUGAAUACAGAACACACCUUCAUACACAGUCAUACUAUAUUCUGUUGAAUUCUUUUGUACACAGUGUAUUGAAUAAAUGUCCAAACAUAAA
Molecule: messenger RNA, 3699 nt
Organism: Sebastes umbrosus (honeycomb rockfish)
Lineage: Eukaryota; Metazoa; Chordata; Actinopteri; Perciformes; Sebastidae
Gene: ppp1r10
Product: protein phosphatase 1, regulatory subunit 10
Exons: 17
Coding region: 1-2463 (820 amino acids)
Cellular component (GO): nucleus
Molecular function (GO): metal ion binding
Source: RefSeq, a predicted model, not a curated record